AUGGCGGCCCGCUUCAUUACGUGUUCAGGGAUAAAUGCUCUAUAUUCUGCUGUGUGUGCUCCAAAACAGGCCGUGAGGAGUUGUUGGGCGGCUGUAGAGCAGGUGAGGGGGUAUUAUGUGGACUGGAGAAUGUUGCGUGAUGUCAAGAGGAGACAAAUGGCCUUUGAUUAUGCGGAUGAGAGACUGCGGAUCAAUGCCAUCAGAAAAAACACCAUCCUGCCCAAGACACUACAGGAGUUGGCAGAUAAGGAAAUCGCAGAAUUGCCCAGAGACAGCUGUCCCGUACGGAUUCGGGGCAGCACGUGUCGCUGUUACUGGUGGAGCUACUGGAACUGGGGCAGAAGAACAGUCACCGGCGCGUGCUCCUUCUGUUGUCGAUCAUUAAAUAAAAUCAGUGAAAUGGAUCUAAAUGAGCAGAUCAGUCAGUUGGAGGCAGACUUGACAGAACUCGGGUCUCUGUUGGAGAAAGCCGAGAGAAUCCGAGUUAAAGACGUGUUGACAAAAGAGAUGAAGAAAGUGGAGAAAGAUCUCUCAGACAAAAAACAACAGAAGGAGCAACAGGCACGAAAAGACGUGAAUCCCUCAGUACCGUCUAAACUGGCUUACACAGUUAAAAUCACUAACUAUGCAUGGGACCAGUCUGAUAAAUUUGUGAAAAUCUAUAUAACUCUCAAGGAUGUGCAGAAGAUUCCAUCAGAAAAUGUUGAAGUCACAUUUACAGAAAGUUCAUUUUCUGUGCUGGUAAAGGAACUGAAUGGAAAGAACCACCAGAUGACAAUUCUCAACCUAUUAAAUCCGAUCAAUGACAAGGAUAGUUAUAAAAAGAUAAAAACAGACAUGAUUUUGAUUAUGUGCAAGAAGCAGUCCACUCAAAAGUGGGAAUACCUAACCAAAGUGGAAAAGCAAACUAAAGACAAGGACAAACCAAAAGUGGAAGACAAUGCAGACCCCAGUGAUGGUCUGAUGACCAUGCUCAAGAAGAUCUAUGAUGAUGGAGAUGAUGAGAUGAAGAGGACCAUUAACAAAGCCUGGUCGGAAUCCCAGGAGAAGAAAGUCCGAGGAGGAGCUGCAGACAUGAUGGACUUUUGA
Molecule: messenger RNA, 1089 nt
Organism: Knipowitschia caucasica
Lineage: Eukaryota; Metazoa; Chordata; Actinopteri; Gobiiformes; Gobiidae
Source: the annotation of a GenBank genome assembly